This is a messenger RNA of Cornus florida, 723 nucleotides long. Its product is annotated as F-box protein At3g07870-like. The transcript is spliced from 2 exons. Gene Ontology annotation, molecular function: protein binding. The coding region runs from base 1 to 723 and encodes 240 amino acids. NCBI's taxonomy places the organism in Eukaryota, Viridiplantae, Streptophyta, Magnoliopsida, Cornales, Cornaceae. The record is from RefSeq and is a predicted model, not a curated record.
AUGUCGGACUUCCUACCUAGCGAUGUGUUAAUCGACGUCCUCGCUAGACUACCGGUCAAGACCAUCGUCCAGUGCACUUGUGUCUGCAAAUCAUGGUACUCUUUGCUCACAAGCCCUAGUUUCAUCACCACACACCUCAAUCGAUCAUGUCUUGCGAAAACCAACAACAACGACAACCACCUUCUACUGAUUCAAAACCGCUCUGGUGAUGAUGGCGAUAGAGUGCGUUACUCGCUAAUGCGUUAUUGGCAAGCCCGUUGUGAAACCGAAAUGUUUUGUGAUUAUGCAGAGCUUGAGCUUCCGCUGAAGAGCGAAAGAGACCCUUAUUUGAGGGUAAUUGGUUGCUGCAAUGGGCUCGUAUGCCUUUCAGAGGAUGUGUUUAAUUACAUGGAGGAGCUUCAUCUAUGGAAUCCAUCGAUUCGGAAGACGAUGGCUCUUCAUCCACUACGUGUUACCUAUCAAUCACACGUGGUCAGGAUUGUGCAUCUUCUCAACGGAACCAGUGGGAGUUUUGAAGUUCCUCCUGAGGUUGACGUUUUCAGUUUGAGCACAGGCACAUGGAGGAACAUCAGCCAUUUGGGUCUUCAAUAUACCAUCAGAGAGAAGGCUCCCCAGGCUUAUCUGAACAGGGCUGCACAUUGGCUUGCUUAUGAUAGGGAAAGGAGGAGGGAUUUCUUCUUCUUGAUUGUGUCAUUCCACAUGGGUGAUGAGGUAUUUGGCUAG